Messenger RNA from Colletotrichum acutatum, 1684 nucleotides. Its product is annotated as brix domain-containing protein. The record is from RefSeq and is a predicted model, not a curated record. Lineage: Eukaryota; Fungi; Ascomycota; Sordariomycetes; Glomerellales; Glomerellaceae. Gene Ontology annotation, biological process: maturation of LSU-rRNA; maturation of 5.8S rRNA. Gene Ontology annotation, molecular function: rRNA primary transcript binding. Bases 180 to 1457 code for a protein of 425 amino acids. The transcript has a single exon. Gene Ontology annotation, cellular component: nucleolus; preribosome, large subunit precursor.
CCUGAAGCGACGAAAGUUGUACAGCAUCAUUUUCCUUGCGACAGAUACCCCCCAAGCGAACCUCCCCGGACGAUCUGACGAAUUUCAUCUACGGUCCAACUCUUUGCAAAAUCGGACAGAGGAAACUCACAUUCUACCAAUCGAAACGAAAAAGAGAAAAACAGAAGCCAAUCUUCAAGAUGGGCUUCUCCAAGCCAGGCAAGUCCAUGGGGGCUUCGCUCACAAACAAGACGUCCAACAAGCUCAAGCGCAAGGAGAUGUACGUCCUGCAAAAGAAGGACAAGGAUAAAGCCCAGCGCGAGAUGCGCUUCCGCCGCAAGAAGGAGGAGGACAAGAACCCCGAGCUCCGCGCCGCCCGCCUCGCAAAGAACAAGCCCCAGACCAUCGACAGCAAGCGCGUCUGGGACGACGUCGACGACGACAGCCUAGGCAAGGUGGUGGAUGUCGAGAGACUCAAGAAGAAGAGGAUAGAAGAGGAGGAGAACGCCGCGCUGGAGCAGGAGCUCGACGCCGAGGAUGGCGAGGACGAUGACGAGGACGACGACAGCGAUAACGACAGCAUGCUCGACGACGAGGAAGACGAGGCCGCCGCCGCGGAGAAGAAGGCCGAGAGGGAGGCGCGGCGCGAGGAGAAGCGCCGCGCAAAGAGGGACUCCUCCGCCGCGCCCUCGACGACCUCGACGAACCUCGACCUUACCCCGUCCUCCCUCGCCCUCAAGUUCCCCAGCCUCUUCUCCGAGGACGCGCCCCCGCCCCCCAAGAUCCUCAUCACCACCUCCCUCAACUCGACCCUCCACCACGAGGCCAACAUCUUCCGCACCAUCUUCCCGAAUUCCACCUACGUGCCCCGCUCCGCCCACCGAUACGGCCACAAGUACUCCCUCCGCGAGAUCUCCAAAUUCGCCGCCAAUCGCGACUACACCGCCGUCGUCCUCCUUAAAGAAGACCAGAAGAAGCUGACGGGCAUGUCCAUCGUCCACCUCCCCGUCGGACCCACCUUCACCUUCACAAUCACAAACUUCAUGGAGGGCAAGAAGCUCCCCGGCCACGGAAACCCGACGAACCACUACCCGGAGCUCCUCCUCAACAACUUCAAGACCCCGCUCGGCCUGCUCACCGCCGCCCUCUUCCAGCGCCUGUUUCCCCCGCAGCCCGAGCUCGAGGGCCGCCAGGUGCUUACGGUGCACAACCAACGCGACUAUCUCUUCUUCCGCCGCCACCGCUAUGUCUUCCGCGAGAAGCGCGAGACGGAGAAGAACAUCACCACCGCCGAGGGCUCCGAGAUGAAGGGCGUCGAGGGCAUCCGCGUGGGCCUGCAGGAGGUCGGCCCGCGCUUCACGGCCAAGCUGAGAAGGGUGGAUAAGGGUAUCGGCAGGGCGGGCAGCGAGGGCGAGGAGUCGCAGCCGUGGGAGUGGAAGGCCAGGAUGGAGAAGGACCGCAAGCGGUUCCAGUUGUAGAGAGAGCUUUUCGUGUGGUCUUCGGUCACCUCGGUCGCUGCGGAUGUCGGGGUGUCAGGUACAGUGAUGCAUUGUAUUGUUGGCCAGGGGGUACCCCGUACGGCGUUAUUUAUAUGGCUUAAAAAAAAAAGGGUAGACUGGGCUUUUAGACAUGUCAUGUCGCGUAUCACCACAAAAGAAAGAGGCAUAAAGAUGCGCCGGGUUUUGGUUGGAAAAUAAAGGAAGUA